AUGGCAGGUUCAGCCUCAGCCUCAGACACAAAUGCAGACGAACCAUGCGCCUUGCUAUCGCCCGCUUCCGUAGCAGAAUGGCCACCGCAAACCAAAAGUAACGUGCGGCGCUCGAGUAUUGCGCCGUUCACACCGGCUUGGUCGAUUGGGGUCAAGAACGAGGAAUUGGACGGACUUGAUGAGGGACAGAAACGCGACAAGUUGGCGGAUCCGGAGCUACUGAAGCGUGGGCGAGAGGCCUUGGAGCAGGAGCUGGAAGAUGAGUUGUCGAAUGACACGUUGAAGGCGUAUAUCGACGAGGAUCUGGAUGUCAGGGCUGGCUUUAUCGCCGGUAUUGGAUUUAACCAACUGUACCAAUGCCAAUCGUGGUAUAGUGCGUAUGUGUACUACCGGCUGAAGACGGAAGACGACGAGGAGAAUGGCAAGCACAAGGGUGAAGACAUCCAGGAUGCUGCUAAUGUCCGAGACUAA
Molecule: messenger RNA, 471 nt
Organism: Penicillium expansum
Lineage: Eukaryota; Fungi; Ascomycota; Eurotiomycetes; Eurotiales; Aspergillaceae
Exons: 1
Coding region: 1-471 (156 amino acids)
Source: RefSeq, a predicted model, not a curated record